UUAACUCUUUAAGAACUAGAAAAAUACAUUCCUAUAUUUAACUAAAUCUGUCACAUGUAUGCCACGAAGAGUGAACCCUCAUGCAAACAGAGCUUUGGAGGAAUUAUGAUUUUUUUUAAGUAUGUUCAUCAGUGAUAGAAAAUAGUUCACUCUUGUUAGGGGUACUGAUAAUGGGAGAAUCUGUGUAUGUAGAUCAGCAUGGCAAGGUUAACUUUUUUUUUUUUUGCUUUUUGGGUCACACCCUGGCGAUGCACAGGAGUUACUCUGGCUCUGCACUCAGGAAUUACUCCUGGCGGUGCUCAGGGAACCAUAUGGGAUGCUGGGAUUCGAACCCGGGUCGGCUGCAUGCAAGGCAAACACCCUACCUGCUGUGCUAUCACUCCAGCCCCAGCAAGGUUAACUAUUUUAUAUUAGAUCAAAUUAUCAGUUCUGUAUGCCACUUGGUUAAAAAAAUGUGUUUUGUUUAUUUCAGGGUCUUUUGACAUUCAGAGACGUGGCCAUAGAAUUCUCUCAGAAGGAGUGGGAUUGCCUGGACCAGGCCCAGCGCUCAUUAUACAGGGAUGUGAUGCUGGAGAACUACAGGAACCUGGUUUUCUUGGCUAUGUCAUCUAAUGACACAGAGGGCCUUUUGCUGAAGAAGAACAUAGACGAUUCAUUCAAGAAUGUGAUGCUGCAACGAUAUGGAAGCUGUGACUUUGGGUAUUUGUUCUUCAGGACGCACAGGGAAAAGAAGCAUGGGUAUGAAGGGCUGACAGGAUGUUCCGAGGUACCUAAUCACUGUAUGAAAGGCAAGCAGAGUUCAUGUGGGGAAGGAAGCUCAGACUGUGGGCAAGACUUCCACAGCAGAUCCAUCCAUAAAGUAGAACUUGAGAGAACACGGGACCCACAGCACUAUUAUGAAUGUAGACAGUGUGGGAAAGGCUUUGGACAUUGCUCAGAUCUCACUACACAUCAGAGAACCCACCAUGGAGAGAGGCCUCGCAAACAUAAAAAAUGUGGCAAAGAUUGUAAUCAACUCUCAAAACUGACUCAGGGUCAGAGAAUUCACAACGGGGAGAAACCUACCAAAUGUCAAGACUGUGGGAAGGUCUUCCGAGAUUCGUCAUAUCUAAGGAGACAUAAGGUCAUUCACUCUGGAGCGAGGCCCUACAAAUGUGGAGAUUGUGGCAAAACCUUUAAAUGGGCUACAAGCUUUAAACAGCAUCAGCAGCAUCACAGUGGUGAGAAGCCUUACAAAUGUAAAGAAUGCAGUAAAUCCUUCAGUUACUCCACAGGUCUGGCUGUGCAUUAUAGAACACAUACUGGAGAGAAGCCCUAUACAUGCCAACAAUGUGGCAAAUUUUUUAACCAGAAGGGAAACCUGGUUAUACAUCAGAAAAAUCAUUCUGGAGAGAAACCUCACAUGUGUAAAGAUUGUGGGAAAGCUUUUAUCCGAUACACAGACCUUACUCGGCACGAGAUGAUCCAUUCUGGGGAUAGACCUUACAAAUGUAAAGAAUGUGGAAAAGCCUUUAGCCGAUACUCAACCCUUAUUCCACAUCAGAGAAUUCAUUCUGGAGAGAAGCCUCACCAAUGCAAAAAAUGUGGCAAAGCCUUUAACUGGAAAUCACACCUGACUCGACACGAGAGGUUUCAUUCUGAUCAGAACCCUCACAAGUGUGAGGAAUGUGGCAAGGCCUUUAAACAGUACUCAGAUCUCACUCGACAUCAGCGAAUUCAUUCUGGAGAGAAACCUUACAAAUGUGAAGAAUGUGGCAAAGCCUUCACCCGGUGCUCAGGCCUAAAUCUGCAUCAGGCAAUUCAUUCUGGGAAGAAAGCUUAGAGAUAUGAAUGGAAAUGGUGUUAGUAAAUCAACUCUAAAUGUCUUCCAGGUGGUACAUAUUGGAAUGAAACUUCAGAUACAUGAAGAAUGUAGCAGUUCCUUUUUCCUGUGCCCAACGCUUCAAACUUUGAGGAUCGUAAUAUUAUAGAAAUGCUGUAACUAGUAGACAUCUGGAAAGAACGGUUUUCCCUCAAAUACCCUACCCCCUGCCACCAUCCCCACCCCCUGGUUUGGUUGUGUGUGUGUUGGGGGGGGGGUGUAGUACUUUGGGUGCAAUUGAGAGUUUUUUUCUGUUCAUUUGCUUUAAGAAGGUAGAUUUCCAGGGGAGCUGCGUGAUUUAUUUUUUCCCCUGUAAUUACAGGGGGCUGUAGGACAAAUAAGUUUGGGAACCUCUGAUCUAGAACAUGAAAGUUUGAGACUACCUAGGUAUUAAAAGAGAAAUAAUACUUUGAAGAUGGUAGCAAAGGCAUUCCCAUUCUGCAACUAUUGCACAUAAAAGCUUACACAGCAGAAAACAUACAAGUUAGAUUAAAUAUAGAAGACUAUAUGAAAUAUACAAUUUAAAACAUGAGACUUUGUUUUUGAAAGAAAUUUUACAGGUGCAAGACAAAAGUGGGGAAAAUGUUUGUUUGAAAAUGCAAUCAAGGGGGUUGGAGAGAUAGUACAGCAGGUAGGAUGCUUGUCUUACACAUGGCUGGCCAGGAUUUGAUCCCCAACAUUCCAUAUAGUUCACUAGAGCCUCACCAGGAAUAAGCCCUCAGCAUGGCCAGGUGUAACCCCCAAACUAAAAUAAACUAAAAAGAGGUCUGGAAUGAUAGUACAGAGGGUAAAGCUUUGCAUGUGGCCAGCUAGGUUUCCAUCCUUGAGAUUCCUCUAAGCCCCAUUAGAUCACCCCACUAAGAGUGAUCUUUGAGCUUAGAGCCAGUGCUCAGUAAGCCCUAAGCACUGAUUGUGGCCCCCAAAACAAGAGGUUGCAGAAAAUGUAUGUGCUCUCUGAAAAAUCAAAAUUUAGGAACCCCACUUUUACUCUGUAACUUGCCUCAUUCUUAAAACCCAGGGGUGGAAAUGCUGGGAUCAUACAUAUCCAGAGAGCAGUACACUUCUGAGUUUAUAAUCUGAGACUGUGAAAACAUACAUGUGUCUUGCAGCAUCUGAGAAAUACACAGUUGAUUUUUGUUAUUGUACAAAUCUCAUUCAGUGUAAUAACACGAAAGCUCAUCUGGUAGAGCCCUCUGGGACCAGGAUUGUGGAGGUGGACCCUAUCGAUUGAUCAGAACCUCUUAAGUAAUACAUGGCUGUUUUUUUGUUUUUUGCUUUUUGGGUCACACUCCGUGAUGCACAGGGUUUACUCCUGGCUCAUGCACUCAGGAAUUACACCUGGCAGUGCUCGGGGGACCAUAUGGGAUGCUGGGAAUCGAACCCGGGUUAGCUGCGUGCAAGGCAAAUGCCCUAUCCGCUGUGCUAUCACUCCAGCCCCUACAUGGCUGUUUUAGAUUGAGAUUGAGAAUUGCUUUAGAUGGAAUUUAUUUUGCUCUAGCUCAUAAAAAAGAAUGGAUUUUUGUUUUGGGGGCCACACCAGGUGGUUCUCAGGCCUUAUUCCUGGCUCUGUGCUCAUGAACCACUCCUGGUAGACUCGGGGAUCCUAUGGGAUGCUGUUGAUCAAAGUAGGGUCGGCUGUGUGCAAGGCAAAUGCCCUACCCACUUUACUCUCACUCCAGCUCAUGAAUGAAUUUUAAUACUUGUGAUCCUGCCACCAAAAUGAACCUUUCAUUCUAAGUUUUUGAUAACAGUAACUGUAGAUUAAGUACCAGUAGAAUAUGUCCCUUAGCAAACUUCCGUAUUUGCUUGAAACUAAAAUUGUAUUUAACAGCAUUGUUUGUACAGAUAAUACAUUCUAAUCUUUUGUAUUUAAGCACUGACAACUGGGACACGAUGAAUGUCAUAAUGAAGAUUAUAUAGGAGGAUGAUAUAGUCAUACUAUUAUUAGUUGUGAAUGAUAAUUUAUUAACUCUUGCCCUAUUUCUUUGCACGGGACUCUUCUUAGGACCACAGAAGGCAGAGAGACUCUUGGGUUUGAUUGAACUUGACACUGGAGGAGCAUGGGAACCAGGAAGGAGGAAAUGUACAUGGGCAUGGAUGUGCCUCGUGCACCAACUCUGUCAGAAGGACUUCUCCUUGUAGACCAAACAUUUCCUCAGGUCUACUGCAUUUCAUAUUUAGCAGCAGUGAAAGAGAUUCAUGAUACAUAUAUAUUUCCCCCUAAACUUGACUGUUCCUGUUAACUUUGCUCAGCCUUUUGAUGUUGUGUUUUGCAUUCCUUUGAUAAUUGUGAAAGUUGAGCAUCUUUUGACACAGGUAUAUUUUACACUGUGUAACACUGAAUGGUCUUAGAUUAUGUCUUACCCAACUUUGCUAUUUGAUCUUUUUCUAAAGUAUUUGUUAAGAG
This is a messenger RNA of Sorex araneus (European shrew), 4268 nucleotides long. Its product is annotated as zinc finger protein 501-like. The record is from RefSeq and is a predicted model, not a curated record. The coding region runs from base 566 to 1822 and encodes 418 amino acids. The transcript has 2 exons. Lineage: Eukaryota; Metazoa; Chordata; Mammalia; Eulipotyphla; Soricidae. Gene Ontology annotation, biological process: regulation of transcription by RNA polymerase II. Gene Ontology annotation, molecular function: DNA-binding transcription factor activity, RNA polymerase II-specific; RNA polymerase II cis-regulatory region sequence-specific DNA binding.